AUGGCGGCUAGGUAUAGAGAUGUCGGUGCAAAAGUGUAUAUUGGUGAUCUGCCCAGAGAAGCCUCUGAAAGAGAGCUAGAACGUAUAUUUCGAGAAUAUGGGAGGUUGCGUAAUGUUUGGGUUGCAAGAAAUCCCCCUGGCUUUGCAUUUGUUGAGUUCGAAGAUGCUGCAGACGCAAGUGAUGCUGUUCGCGAGCUCGAUGGGACAGUUAUGUGUGGCGUCCGUGCGAGAGUUGAACUGAGCACUGGGAAGUCACGACAGAAGCCCUGGGUACGUGGUGGUGGGGGCGGUGCGCGCAAUGGCGGAGGCCGUGACAAUGGAUUUGGUCCUCGAAGAUUGAAACCGUUUGAUCCUGCAGACAGAUGUUACGAAUGUGGCGAACGCGGACAUUAUGCUUACGACUGUCGUCGCCGAGGUGGUGGGCCAGGAGGUCAGAACGGUCGGGGAAGGCCUGAUGGCCGAAGAAGGUCGAGGUCCUUCUCGGAUCAUAGAAGUUUUUCACGAAGCCGGAGUCGUUAA
Messenger RNA from Trichobilharzia szidati, 519 nucleotides. The record is from the annotation of a GenBank genome assembly. Lineage: Eukaryota; Metazoa; Platyhelminthes; Trematoda; Strigeidida; Schistosomatidae.